Molecule: messenger RNA, 4109 nt
Organism: Pieris napi
Lineage: Eukaryota; Metazoa; Arthropoda; Insecta; Lepidoptera; Pieridae
Gene: FDL
Product: probable beta-hexosaminidase fdl
Exons: 6
Coding region: 649-2592 (647 amino acids)
Biological process (GO): carbohydrate metabolic process; ganglioside catabolic process; glycosaminoglycan metabolic process
Cellular component (GO): membrane
Molecular function (GO): beta-N-acetylhexosaminidase activity
Source: RefSeq, a predicted model, not a curated record
AGUGUAAAAAAUAUGCAUAAGAUAACAAUGAUAUUACUAUGAAUGGAAACGAUUGUAGUUAUUUAAUCUGUGAGAAUAUCGUCGUAGGUCGUAGAUAUACAUAUUUUCUGUCAGUAGUGAACUGAUGACUGACAGUCGACACGAUGACAGAGGUGCAAUACAGUGUUUUAAAUUCGCUGAUUGUUGAAUGUUGAUUUCAGUUUCACGGGUCAAUUUAUUUUGUGAUUUUAUAUGCAGUUGAUUGCUAUGAAUAAUGAAUUGCUGUUUUAUUUUAAAAUCUACGCCAACUUCGUGUUUCGGGUUUAAUGACAAUCUUCGAGAGGUUAUCAAAAACUUUUAUUGAAAUAUACAUUGAACAGUUUCCAACAUAUUCUUGUUUUGUAAUUACAAACCAUAAAUAAAAAUAGAACUUUCGAUUUAGGGUUAUUCGAUAGAGUAGGUAUAUAUUGCGGUUAUGCGAGGAAAGUGAUAAUUGUGUUUCAUUAAAACAUUUGUAUGUUUAUUUUUGAAAUAAAUAUUUUGUGGUUUUCAUUAACACUUCGCAGGCACAGAUAUUGCUAGCUUUCCGCUGAUUAUGUGAAAUGAAUUAUGCACAAAGCUGAUGUUAUUAUUGGAAUAUCUUUAACUUAUUUGUCAUGAUUCGACGCAAUGGCCGGCCCUCAUAACGGUGCUGUUUUGAUGACAAUGAAGUCGUGGGGCGAAGCGCUAGUGCGGAAUGCGUCCGCUCAUUUCAUGCGCGUGGGCAGGCUCCGGCGGGCGAUGUUCCUUCUCGCUGUGGUCGCUUGUACCGGGGUGGCGCUACUCUAUUGGCGGCAACAGACUGCCGAUCAGGCGAACAGACCAAUACACAGUCUUUACUCGGGUAUUGAGCCGCAAUGGUCCUGGGUAUGUAGAAACGAGCGCUGCGAGAGACUCCUUGCAGCAGAAACAACGUUGCUUCAGUCUCUAGCGACGUGUAACAUGCUGUGCGCGUCCACGCAACUGUGGCCGCAACCCACGGGUCCAGUCAGCUUGGCGACUGCCGCAGUACCCGUCAGAGCUGAUUCGAUCACCCUACAAAUACGAUCCUCACCAUCGCGUGAAGUCUCCAAUUAUCUAACCGGUGCCUUCUCACUAUUCAUCAAAGACUUGAAAGCGUUAGAGAGGAAUGGGAAUACAGAAAGUCGAAGAAACGACAUUGGUAACACUAGAGACGUUGUAGUUCGUGUUGCUGUCAAUGGCUCCGUCGAUCCGCGACUACUUCUCAGUACUAACGAGAGUUAUAAGCUGACCAUGCGUCCCUCUGACAACGUCCUCUAUGUUGACAUCACCGCGUACUCUUUUUGUGGUGCUAGACAUGGCUACGAAACGCUCUCACAGUUGAUAUGGAUAGACCCAUACGCAGGUUCACUUUUAGCUCUUGAAGCUGCGAGUAUUGAGGAUUCACCAAAAUUUAAAUUCCGUGGUCUCUUGCUGGAUACGGCUCGCAAUUUCUUCCCAGUCAACGAAAUCAUUCGGACAAUUGACGCUAUGGCUGCUAAUAAAUUGAACACGUUCCACUGGCAUAUCAGUGAUUCACAAUCGUUUCCUUUAAAGCUUAAUAGCGUUCCUCAAUUAACACAACAUGGCGCAUAUGGCCCUGGUGCUAUUUAUACAUCUGACGAUGUCCGAAAUGUAGUGAAAAGAGCUAAGCUACGUGGUAUUAGGGUGCUCAUAGAAGUGGAUACUCCAGCCCAUGUGGGACGUGCCUGGUCAUGGGGACCAGCGGCAGGGUUUGGACCUCUAGCGCAUUGCGUAGAAGUUGAACCUUGGAGUGCGUACUGCGGUGAACCACCAUGUGGCCAACUCAAUCCGAAAAACCCUCACGUCUAUAAUAUCCUAGAAAAAAUAUACUCUGAAAUCAUUCAGUUGACUGGUGUUGAUGACAUAUUCCACCUCGGUGGUGAUGAAGUCUCUGAACGAUGCUGGACGCAGCACUUCAACGAUACGGAUCCAAUGGAUUUGUGGCUUGAGUUUACAAACCGAGCUAUGACGUCGUUGCAACGAGCUAAUGGUGGUAAAUUACCAGAAGUUACUUUAUUGUGGUCGUCACGUCUGACUCGGUCCCCGUACCUAGAAAGAUUGGAUAAGAAACGGUUUGCUAUUCAAAUUUGGGGAGCCUCGCGGUGGCCAGAAUCCCGAGCGGUUUUAGAUUCUGGCUUUAGAUCGAUACUCUCGCACGUCGAUGCGUGGUAUUUAGAUUGUGGGUUUGGUUCCUGGAGAGAUAGCUCCGAUGGCCAUUGCGGGCCAUAUAGGUCGUGGCAGCAAAUUUACGAGCACAGACCCUGGAUAGAAGAAAUGAUCGGCAUGGCCACUGGGGCAGAACCCUGGCGAAUCGAUGGUGGAGAAGUGUGUCUUUGGACAGAGCAGUCCGGUCCGGGUGGAGUCGACGCUCGUCUGUGGCCAAGGUCAGCUGCAGUCGCUGAAAGACUAUGGUCUGAUAGACCAGAAGGUGCAACUGCUGAUGUUUAUCUUAGACUAGAUACUCAACGCUCAAGACUUCUAGCCAAAGGAGUAGAGGCCAUGCCUCUAUGGCCGAGGUGGUGCACGCACAAUCCUAACGCUUGCCUGUAACGCACUUGAAAGCUCUUUAUAAAGGUUUGAACAGAUUACCUAAAUUUUGUCUUUGAACAAAUAAUAUGCUAAAAUGGUUAUAGCAUAGAACGGUUAAAUUAUCUUUAACUUGGCGUUUAGAGGGAAAAACGAAGUCGAUGAUACGAUAAUAAAUAAUGUGUGCGAUGUCGAGAUAUCCGAGACCAAGUAUUUCAGGUAGAAAGGCUAAUUAACUUAAAACGAUGUACAUAAUCUAUGUUUUGUACAGAAUUGUAAUUAAGCGUAAGAAAUAAUUAGACUAAGCACUAACUUAGAUAGUUCAAUACGUUCAAAUGUAUCCGUACUGCCAAGUAAGUCACAAGAUUUGCUUAAAUAAUAAUUAUCAAUAUUAGUUGUGAAUAUAUAAAUCAAUUUUUAUUACGUUACAUUUGUCUGUAUGUUUAAGGCUGAUUAGUAUCACGAUAAUAAUCGGCGCUCAGUACAGUAUGUAUGACUGUCCUAAAAGCUUUAUUAAGGUCAAUGUUCGGCACUGAUAAACUGCGUGAUACUAAAAUAAGUCUAAGAUUAUUUAUAAAAUCAAUUUAUUACUCAUGUUGUCAAAACGAAUGAUACUCAUUGUUUUAGAGUAGUGUUGAGACUUAUUUCAUAAUAUAUUCGUAAUUUUUAUGAAGAUUGUUUAUAAAAGUAGAUUUUAGGUGUGUUAGGUUUUUAAUAUUCUAUAAAUUCGUAAAUACAAAACUGCAUUCCUUUCCACUGCUCCAAUGUACUCUUUUCAAAUUUAAAAUCAGACAUCAUUUUAUUGACCUUAUAAUAGACCCUGACAAAGCAUUAUUAAUAAAUAAAAUAAUAAUUAAUCAAUUAUGCUUUACGUAAUAAAGUUCCCUGUUCUAAUUUUGUAGUAUAUUUAUUAUGUAUUAAUUUAUAACAAAAAGAUGUUGUAUACAAAAUAUAUUUAUUUUUUAUUAUAUUGUUUUUACAGAGUCCUUUUUAGGUAUUUUAUGAGAUUAUUUUUUAGAGACUAAACGAAUGAACCACAAAAAAUCACGGAAAAGUUAAUGAAAAUGGAAAGUUUACUGAACCGUAUCGCAUACAUGCAUUUAAGCGUGUGUGGUUACUCUGAAAGUUUGCAGUUUUCUUGCAAUAUCCUGCGCUGUUGUCGUAAACGUAUCGUAUGGAACAAAACUCAAUGUUGAAUGUCAGGAUUCGCUAUUUGUAAAAACAGAGUACCGGUGCUGGCUUAAUACAAAAACUUCAAAUUAAUCUACUCCGUGGUUUUGUUUAUAAUUUUGUUAAGUACAAAAUUACAUUAAUUUUAAAAUUUUCGAAUAAAAGUCCGUUAUUUUUUCCCUUUCUAACAAGUUGUUUACGCUGUGAUGAAAAGAGAUAGUUCUUUGAGUGAUUUUUUUGAAUGUCAUAGUUUUUAGCUUUUUGUGUGUUUAUUACGUAACAAGCACAACUUUGUACGUUUUGUAAGUAAUGUUUUGGUGCUAAAAGCAAUUUUGUGGUGUACUUCUAUUGAAUAAAAACAGUUUAAUCGA